Molecule: messenger RNA, 383 nt
Organism: Culicoides brevitarsis
Lineage: Eukaryota; Metazoa; Arthropoda; Insecta; Diptera; Ceratopogonidae
Product: anaphase-promoting complex subunit 13-like
Exons: 2
Coding region: 147-383 (78 amino acids)
Biological process (GO): protein K11-linked ubiquitination
Cellular component (GO): anaphase-promoting complex
Source: RefSeq, a predicted model, not a curated record
ACAAACGAAAAAUUAAUUCAACAAAUUUCGUAAAAAUUGAAUUUUAACAUUUUUUUAACGCUUCGUUGCUCGCUGAAGUCUGUCUGACGUAAUAAAUAAGUAAAAUUUUUGAUGCUUACCCGAUUUCGCAGCUGUAAAAUUGUACUAUGGACAGUCAACCCCCUUUCGAUGGAUAUUUGAUCGAUAUUGUCGACAACGAUUGGCGCCUCGACGAGUUGCCAAACGACCAAAUUCAGGUCCCAUCGGAGAAAUUGCCCGAUCCUGAAGCUGAUUCCGCUGAUGCGCAUCUCACCUUAACGGAGCAGGAGCAAAAAUGGAAUGAUCUUGCCUUGUCUUCGGUUAUUCCGGACUUGGCGGUGAACGAUCAAACUGUGAAUUCAUAA